Messenger RNA from Harmonia axyridis, 648 nucleotides. RefSeq names its product protein yippee-like 5 (gene Yippee). The record is from RefSeq and is a predicted model, not a curated record. The transcript is spliced from 3 exons. NCBI's taxonomy places the organism in Eukaryota, Metazoa, Arthropoda, Insecta, Coleoptera, Coccinellidae. Bases 137 to 484 code for a protein of 115 amino acids.
AUCGGAUAUACUGCGUAGAUAUUCGAUACCAAGUUGACAGACGACAGAGUGAAAUUUGGAGUUUGUUUCUUGCUAUUUGAGUAUCAGCUGUUCUUUGUUUUCUUUAUACAAUAUCUGAUUGCUAAAAUAGUCCAAAAUGGGAAGAAUUUUUCUUGAGCACAUGGGUGGAAAUCGAAUUUUUGCUUGUGGUAGAUGUGAUACCCAUUUAACAAAUAGGGGAGAGUUGAUAAGUACCAGAUUUACUGGAGCUACAGGACGAGCCUUUCUUUUUAACAAAGUGGUCAACUUGACUUACAGUGAAAACCAAGACAGAGUAAUGUUAACUGGACGUCAUAUGGUGAGGGAUGUAUUCUGCAAAGCCUGUAGUACAAAACUGGGUUGGAUGUAUGAAUUUGCUACAGAAGAAAAUCAGAGAUACAAAGAAGGACGGGUAAUUCUAGAAAGAGCUCUUGUGACUGAAUGUGAUGGAAUGGAAGAGAGAUGAAAGACUGAUUUUGUAGUGAAUAGUUGUAUCUUGUUUUUUAACUUUUUGAUGAAAAUUACUCUUAAGACAUAAACUAGAUUUUCAUAUUCACUUUGAAAAAAUGAUUUCAUUUAAUUUUAUUGAGAUGUGACUUCAAAAGACCAUUUAUUAAAAAAUUUUCUUUA